Lycium barbarum (goji berry) is the source of this 1140-nucleotide messenger RNA. RefSeq names its product actin-66-like. The transcript is spliced from 5 exons. The record is from RefSeq and is a predicted model, not a curated record. Bases 13 to 1140 code for a protein of 375 amino acids. Lineage: Eukaryota; Viridiplantae; Streptophyta; Magnoliopsida; Solanales; Solanaceae.
UGUCCUUACAAGAUGGCUGAUUGGAUGGAUAUUCAAACACUUGUUAAUGACAACAGAACUGGAAUGAGCAAGGUUGCCUUUUCUGGGGAUGAUUUUCCCAGGGCUGUGUUCCCAAGUAUAGUUGGUCGUCCUCGUCAUACUUGCGUCAUGGUUGGAAUGAGAAAUAAAGAUCUCUAUAUCGGUAAUGAAGCUCAGUCAAUAAGAGGUAUUUUGACUCUGAGAUAUCCCAUUGAACAUGGCAUAGUAAGAAACUGGGAUGAUAUGGAGAAAAUGUGGCAUCACACAUUUUACAAUGAACUCUGUGUUGCUCCCGAGGAGCAUCCCGAUCUUCUGACUGAAGCGCCACUUAACCCCAAAGCAAACCGAGAGAAAAUGACCGAAAUCAUGUUUGAGAAAUUCAGUGUUCCAGCCUUGUAUGUUGCAAUCCAGGCUGUUUUCUCUCUGUUUGGUAACGGUCGCAUAACUGGCAUUGUGGUUAAUUCUGGUGAUGGCGUGAGCCACACUGUCCCCAUCUAUGAGGGACAUGCACUUCCCCAUGCUAUCUCGCGGUUACAUCUUGCUGGUAGUGAUAUUACAUAUUAUCUCUCGAAGUUAAUCUGCGAGGGUCGUUAUAUAAUUACCUGUACGAUGAGAGGAAAUUGGAUUUGUCAUAUAAAGGAGACGAUUGCAUAUGUUGCAUUGGAUUUUCAACAGGAGAUUGAGAAUAGAUCUUCAGUUGAGAAGGGCUUUGAGCUUCCUGAUGGACAAGUCAUUAAUAUUGGUGCUGAGAGGUUCCGUUGUCCUGAAGUCCUAUUCCAGCCAUCAUUGGUUGACAAGGGACCGACAGGAAUUCAUGAAAAGGCCUACAACUCAAUCAUGAGAUGCGACGUUGAUAUUAGGAAAGAUUUAUUUGCAAACAUUGUGCUUAGUGGUGGCUCGACUAUGUUUCCUGUCAUAGCAGAGCGUAUGAGCAAGGAAAUCACUGCUCUUGCUCCAAGCAACACGAAGAUCGAGGUGGUUGCACCACCUGAGAGGAAGCACAACACCUGGAUAGGAGAAUCAAUUAUCGCUUCCCUCAGUACUUUCCAGAAAGUUAACGUGGAUAGCAAGGCCAAGUAUGAUGAAUAUGGUCUUGCAGUGGUUCACAGGAUGUGCAUCUAA